AUGACAACGGACAACAAUGCAGCUGAAUCGAUCGCAAAAAAACUCGCGCAGGAAGAAGAAUGGUUACUAAACUUCGAGAAAAACAUCGUCAAAAGUGGGCAGAUAAGGCAAGGAAUCGAGAAAGUUGUUGACAAGUUUGAUCAACGCUUGAGCUCUCUUGAGAAGAAUGUUCUCCCGAUGCACAUCUCGAACGGGAAAUUACAGAAGAAGCAACAUAAUAUUCAACGCCUCAUUAAUACCAUCGAUGCCACGCUUCAAUUCUAUGGGAAGACAAGCACCGUUGAAAAUGCAAUUAACAAUGGUAACCCAACCGUCGAUUUGGAUCCGUACCUAGAAAAUAUGGAGAGUCUUCAACAAGCUAUAAUAUUCUUCGAAACACACCCUAACUACAAAAGUCAAACAGAGAAUAUGAGGAUAACACUAGAUACCGGAUACACAAUGCUUGAAAAAGCUUACAAAACGCUUCUUCUCAAACAUAGUGUCAAUGUUGAUCCAACUCCGUUUGUGAAAAACGAGCUGACACCUCGAUUAAAUGAUGUCAAAAUUCUAACUGACGAAGAGUCCAUUAUCAAAAUCGGUGUCUGGCUUUUGAAGCAGCCUCGUGUACCACAUCAUUUCUUGGGAUACUAUUCGGAAAUCCGCGGUGCCCAGAUAUUAAAAAACAUCAAAAACAUCGCGGAAGCACAAAAGACAAUGCAGUUGGCCUCGCGAAGCAAAUUGUCAACUGUACGUAAACCAAUACAGCGUUCUGACAAAACGGAUAUAUUGGCUGAUGUAGAUUCUUGUCAUAUAAUGUGUUCAUCAUUGCUGAGUCUGUUAGAAUUAGAAGAAAAACUCAUGAUGAAAGCAAUUCCGGAUACAUCGAAAAGAGCACAAGUUUUUCGAGAGCUUGUUUCAAGACCAUUAAUAUAUGUAGUACUUCAAACACAAAAAGUUGUAAACGAAAAAGAUAUUGGAAUCGUUCCACUGCUGCCUCUGCUUCACCUUUUAUCACAAAACUCUGCAAGGUUUCAUAACUUAGCCACGAACAGCAUUGGUGAUGUCCAAUUCGACUCCCUCAUGCGACAAUUGCAAGUGAAAUGUUCAUCUUAUGUGAAUGAAGUGAUUGAGAACCUAAAUGAAGAUACUACAAAGUUCGUGCCUCCUGAUGGAAAUGUUCAUCCAACAACUGCAUCGACGCUCAACUUCCUUUCAAGUCUAACAGCUUAUCGUCUUACUGUAACACAGCAUGUUCUGGCAUUGACAGCUCCUCAGGGAACCAGCACGAAUCUUUUGUUACCAAAACUAUUCGCCCGGAUACUUUCUGCUCUUGGAAGUAUGCUCAAAAAAAAAGCAAAUCUGUAUGACGAUCCGACAUUAGCCACUGUAUUUUUGCUCAACAAUUAUAACUACAUCGCCAAAACACUAGCUGAUGAACAAGAUGGUCUCCUUCCAGCAAUUACGGAAAUGAACUCGAACAUUCUUUCAUUUUAUCAUGAAGAGAUUGCUACUUGUACUAAUGAAUAUCUGAAGAGCUGGAAUGGAAUCGCUUCGAUCCUUAAGUCUGUCGAUAGGAUUGGAGAAGACAAACAGAUGGCGAAACACAUAAUGAGUACAUUCGUUCGUGACUUCGAUCAAGUACUCGCCCAGCAAACGGACUAUUGCAUUUCCGAUCCAAAAAUUUCUGCCAACGUCCAAUCAGAAGUGAAGGCACGCAUCUGGAAAAACUACUCACUACUUUUGGACAUAUGCCAGCGACUUCAUGUGUUUCCGCAAGGCAUAAAAUAUACUGAAAACACUUUCGAAAUGGCAAUCAGAAAUCUAUUCUCAUCUGCUAGAAUAAAUUAA
Messenger RNA from Caenorhabditis remanei, 1827 nucleotides. RefSeq lists its product as uncharacterized. Gene Ontology annotation, molecular function: phosphatidylinositol-4,5-bisphosphate binding. Gene Ontology annotation, biological process: exocytosis. Gene Ontology annotation, cellular component: exocyst. Bases 1 to 1827 code for a protein of 608 amino acids. The transcript is spliced from 7 exons. NCBI's taxonomy places the organism in Eukaryota, Metazoa, Nematoda, Chromadorea, Rhabditida, Rhabditidae. The record is from RefSeq and is a predicted model, not a curated record.